GAAGAACAAUAAGAUCAGGGGAUUCCAGAAGUGGAAGGCGCCGAUCGUCACGCUGUUGCUCUACUUACUCAACAGCAGAGCCCGCCUUGGAUUUAAAAUCAGAUGAAGGAUUUUACCCCUGAGAUUCACUAGACCAAGACACUCUUGGGUCCUGGACUCACACCAGUGAAACUAACACAGUCAUUGUUACUGAGAAGUAAAAUGGCAGAAAAUGUGCCUAGGCUGGAGACAGAAAAAUACUCCUGUUCCAUCUGUCUGGAUCUACUGAAGGAUCCGGUGACUAUUCCCUGCGGACACAGCUACUGUAUGAACUGUAUAAAAGAACACUGGGAUAGAGAGGAUCAGAGGGGAAUCAACAGCUGCCCUCAGUGCAGGAAAACAUUCAGACCCAGACCCGAUCUCCUGAAAAACAUUGUUUUAUCAGAGUUGGUGGAGGAUCUGAAGAAGACUGGAUUCCAAGAUGCUCCACCUGAUCACUGCUAUGCUGGACCUGAAGAUGUGGCCUGUGAUAUCUGCAAGGGGAGGAGGAUGAAAGCUGUCAAGUCUUGUUUGUCCUGUCCUGCCUCAUAUUGUAAAAACCAUAUUCAGUCUCACUAUGAUGCUCCACCAUUAAAGAGACACAAACUAACUGACCCCUCCAAGAACCUCCAGCAGAACAUCUGCUUUCGUCAUGAUGAGGGGAUGAAGAUGUUCUGUCGUACUGAUCAGCGGCGUAUCUGUUAUCUCUGCACUAUGGAUGAACAUAAAGACCAUGAGACAGUCCCACUUGCAGCAGAAAGGACUGAGAAGCAGAAGGAGCUCCAGGUGAGACGACAGCAAAUCCAGCAGAGAAUCCAGGACCAAGAGAAAAAUGUGAAGCUGCUUCAACAGGAGGUGGAGACCUUCAUUCUCUCUGCUGAUAAAGCAGUGGAGGACAGUGAGAAGAUCUUCUCUGAUAUGAUCCGUCUCAUCCUGAAAAGAAGAUCUGAUGUGAAGCAGGAGAUCAGAUCCCAGCAGGAAACUGAAGUGAAACGAGUCAAAGAGCUUCAGGAGAAGCUGGAGCAGAAGAUCACUGAGCUGAAGAGGAAAGACGCUGAGCUGAAGCAGCUCUCAGACACAGAGGAUGAUAACCAGUUUCUCCACAACUACCCCUCACUGUCAGCACUCAGUGAGUCUACACACUCACCCAGCAUCAAUAUUCGUCCUCUAAGAUACUUUGAGGAUAAGACAGCAGCUGUGUCAAAGCUCAUGGAAGAACUUAAGGACAACCUGCGAGACACAUGGAAAAACAUCUCACUGAAAAUCACUAAAGUGGAUGUUUUAUUCUUAGAGGCAGGACCAGAACCAAACACUAGAGCGGAAUUCUUAAAAUUUUCCCAAGAAAUCACUCUGGAUCCAAAUACAGCAAACGCGAAGCUGUUAUUAUCUGAUGGGGACAGAAAAGUAACUUUAACUGACCAACUACAGUCUUAUCCUGAUCACCGAGACAGAUUUACUGAUCAUGUUCAGGUUCUGAGUAGAGAGAGUCUGACUGGACGUUGUUACUGGGACGUGGAGUGGAGAGGAGGAGGAAUUGAUGUUGCAGUUUCAUACAAGAACAUCACUAGAGCAGGAUGGCCAGAUGAAUGUUUAUUUGGGUUUAAUGACAAAUCUUGGUCAUUACACUGUUUCACAAACAGUUACACAUUCUGUCACAACUACAAUAACACUCCAGUAUUGGGUCCAGUUUCCUCCAGAAUAGGAGUGUACCUGGAUUACAAAGCAGGUAUUCUGUGUUUCUACAGCAUCUCUGACACCAUGACUCUCCUCCACAGAGUCCAGACCACGUUCACUCAGCCUUUAUACGCUGGGAUUAGGCUUUUUCUUAAUGGAGAUACUGCUAAAUUCAUUAAGCUGAUCUGAGGUCCAGUUGGAUAAAAUGUAUAUUUUAGUUUCCGUUUCUUUAGUCUUCAUCAUUGUUGCAGUUAGCUAAGGCUAACUGGAGCCUUCUGCAACAAGAAAGAGGGACAAGGAGAGCAAACAGUAAGUCCGUUUAUAGCCUGCCGGGUAACAAGACACCCACCACUCCCUUUUUGCCUUAGAGACUCUCCUUCUUUUCUUCACAUUGUAAUUUGCAUAUUCAAUCCUUCCUUAAAUGUUAAAGCUAAAGUUGGUUAUCCUGUUCUGAAACAUUUUUUGUUGUACUGGGUAAAAUCAUAAUUUUGUUCCUGCUUUGACUUCCCCCUGUCCCCCAAUUUCCGGGGGUAUCGCUUUAUCUAUUGGUUGUCCCACAUGCCACGUAGUGCCAGUGUCUGUGCUCGGUCCUUGUUAGUUCUAUUUCAUAUAGGCUUCGCCCUUUAAGGCUCUCGCUAGUAGAAUCUGGGGUUACAGUACGUAACCAACGUUUCCACUAGCUGGCUGCACAGGCACACUUUAGGGUUUAUGUAUCCAGUUAGCUUAGCGGCUAGGUUAGCUUCGGUGUUAGCCGUUCCAUUGUAGCUCCGCUGCUCACACUGUAUACUUCAAAGAUGGCUGAGAGUCACGAGAAGUGAACCGCGUUCAUGUUUAUGAGAAGAAGAGGAAGGUCUUGGUAGAGAGAAAUAAGACCACAGUGGAUUUGGGAGAUUUUUUUUUCAAACAAUUUCCCUGAAAAGUGGAAGAGCAUGUAAGAUUAUUAUUAUUACUACUACUAUUGUAAUUAAAAAGGGGACUUGGGGGAAACUUCCAGAAAAAUCACUGACUCUAGCUUUAAAACUGUUUAUAAGGGCGCUGCUAUGGCGGGUACGGAGGGAGAGAGACAGUUGGGGUGUUUUCCCUCUGCAAAGUGAUAUAUACAGGAUUUUAAAGAGACCUUCUUUAAAGUUUUUUUUCCUUUUUUCUUUUUAAAGAAUGAUUUUGAACUGUUCCAUGUUUAUUUCGAAUCAUAUUAUUUGUAUUUUAAUCACACAUUUUUGUAAUCUGGGCUUUUAUUUUAAAAAUAAACAUUUUCUUUUUGA
Fundulus heteroclitus (mummichog) is the source of this 2954-nucleotide messenger RNA. Its product is annotated as tripartite motif-containing protein 16. Lineage: Eukaryota; Metazoa; Chordata; Actinopteri; Cyprinodontiformes; Fundulidae. The coding region runs from base 202 to 1881 and encodes 559 amino acids. Gene Ontology annotation, molecular function: protein binding; zinc ion binding. The transcript is spliced from 2 exons. The record is from RefSeq and is a predicted model, not a curated record.